ACUGCUUCCUGUCUACUCUGCUCCAUCUUCUGCCUGCUUUGCAGUUAUGGAUGCCUUCUCUACCCUGCUGCUGCAUCCCACACCUCCCACUCUUGGCACCCUUAACCUUCUGCUGCCUUUCCUUUAUGCUGCUGUCUGGGUCUUUGGGGUUGAUGUUGGAUAUGGGAGAAUUUUGAAACUGAUCAUUGCUGUCAGGAUGAAGGUGGGGAGGGGCAUUUUGAAGAUCUUUGUUUUGGCUGCCCAUGGACCCUGGGGCCUGAAGGGAGAGAAGAGAGAGCCUGCAGUGCUGGAACCUGGUAUGCUCCUGGAGGGGCCCCCUGGUUUAGAAAGCCCUGCGGUGAGUAAUUCUAUAGACCCUAAACUCAGUCGGGGACCCUCACCAUCCGUGUGCAACACUGAAUCUGCUGUCACUCUGUGCAUCCAAGUAGAGGACUGGUUCUCCCCGUCAGACCAUGUGUCAACAUAUGCAGAGUUUGUGCAGACACACAGACCCUCUGGAGAGUAUAUGUCUGAGUUUGAUGAAGAGGAGCAGUUUUAUGUGAACCUGGAUGAGAAGGAGAUGGUCUGGCAUCUACCAGAGUUUAUUCACACCUUUGACUCUGGUGCUCACAGGCAUAUUGCUGGCAUCGUCAUGGCAAGGAAGCACUUGAACACCCGGUUCAAUGACUCAGUCAAUGGCAGUAGGCUCCUUGGGUUCUAUCCCCUUUUGGAACCCCCCGAGGUCACUGUCUUUCCUAAGGAGCCGGUGGCGCUGGGCCAGCCCCACACCCUCAUCUGCCAUGUUGAUAAGUUCUUCCUGCCAGCACUGAACAUCACGUGGCUGCGCAAUGGGUCAGUCAUUGAGGGUAUUGCAGAGACCAUCUUCCUGCCUAGCAAGAAGCUCAGUUUCCACAGGUUCCACUACCCGAUCCUCCUUCCCACGGUCGAGGACACCUGUGACCUCCAGGGGGAGCACUGGCACCUGCACCAGCCUCUCCUCAGGCACUGGGAAGACAGGUAACUAAUCCGGGAACUAAUCCAGAUGCCUGAGACCAUGGAGAUGCUGGUCUGUGCCCUCGGCCUGCUGAUGGGCCUGGCGGGGAUCCUCAAUGGCACCAUCGUCUCAAAGACCAAGCGAUCUGACAGCAUCCCUGGGUCCAGGGGCUCCUGGCCUUUCCUUAUCUCCUUAUACCGUCAGUUCCCUAAGAGCACAUAUCCUGUUCCUGCAAUGUGGGUGCAGAUCCCUCAGUUUCUGAUCCUGCCAGGUGUUAGUCCAGAGAUUGUUCACUCCACUCUGGGUACUCCCUAA
Molecule: messenger RNA, 1288 nt
Organism: Mandrillus leucophaeus (drill)
Lineage: Eukaryota; Metazoa; Chordata; Mammalia; Primates; Cercopithecidae
Product: RLA class II histocompatibility antigen, DP alpha-1 chain-like
Biological process (GO): antigen processing and presentation of exogenous peptide antigen via MHC class II; positive regulation of T cell activation; peptide antigen assembly with MHC class II protein complex
Cellular component (GO): MHC class II protein complex; membrane
Molecular function (GO): MHC class II protein complex binding
Source: RefSeq, a predicted model, not a curated record